AUGGUGUUCUACUUCACCAGCAACGUCGUCUCCCCGGCCGCCUACAUCUACAUGGGCAAAGACAAAGUAGAAAAUGAGGACCUAAUCGCCCACGGCUGGGACGAAGACGUCUGGUUCCACGUCGACAACCUCUCCUCGGCGCACGUCUACCUGCGCAUGCGCGAGAACGAAAAAUGGGACAGCCUCCCGGAAGACCUCCUGAUCGACUGCGCGCAACUCACGAAAGCGAACAGCAUCGAGGGGAACAAGAAGGAUAACGUCACGGUCAUCUAUACGCCGUGGAGUAAUCUGAAGAAGAGCGGGGAUAUGGCGACGGGACAGGUGGGGUUCAAGGAUCAGAAGUUGGUGAGGAGGGUGUAUGUGGCUAAGAGGGAGAAUGUGGUGGUCAAUCGGUUGAAUAAGACCAAGGUGGAGAAGUAUCCGGAUUUGAGGCAGGAGAAGGCGGAUAAGGAGAGGGAGUUGAGGAGGAAGGCGAGAAUUGCGGCGCAGGAGAAGAAGAAGGAAGAUGCGAAGCUUGCGGACGAGCGACAGAGACUGAAGUGGCAGAAGGAUCACAUGUAUGAUGAUCUUCACACGGAUGAUCAGAUGGCCGAGUCGAGCAAUCAGGACCGGGAUGCAGACUUCUUGGACGACUUCAUGUAG
Zasmidium cellare ATCC 36951 is the source of this 642-nucleotide messenger RNA. RefSeq lists its product as uncharacterized. The coding region runs from base 1 to 642 and encodes 213 amino acids. NCBI's taxonomy places the organism in Eukaryota, Fungi, Ascomycota, Dothideomycetes, Mycosphaerellales, Mycosphaerellaceae. The transcript has 3 exons. The record is from RefSeq and is a predicted model, not a curated record.